This is a messenger RNA of Diospyros lotus (date-plum), 3480 nucleotides long. RefSeq lists its product as uncharacterized. The transcript has 5 exons. The record is from RefSeq and is a predicted model, not a curated record. Lineage: Eukaryota; Viridiplantae; Streptophyta; Magnoliopsida; Ericales; Ebenaceae. The coding region runs from base 1105 to 3027 and encodes 640 amino acids.
CGGAAGAAAAUAGGGUUAAUAGAGAGAGAGAGAGAGCCUCGACGCAAAGCCCAAAGCCUUAAGCCACCCCACCCUCCACAAACGCACAAACUCUUCAGCACCCACACACACAGAUUACAAAUACGAACUUCGCCUCUCUCCAUACACACACACACACACAUAUAUAUAUAUAUAUAUAUCAAUCUACAAUCUCUUUGGGCUUUCGCACGGAUAAUCUCGCUUCGUCUUCUAUUCGGCGCAAUCAAAGCGUGUCUGGUCCCGGUGCGUUUCUUCUCUCUACUCUCUCUCUGUAUCUGGGUAACUCUCAGUACGCUCGUUGGUUACGAACACUCACGGAUUGUGGAACUCUUCCGUUUCUCCCCCGAAUUCCCCUAUAGACUGGAAACCCUAUCGGCGGGAAGAAGGGAAUUAGGGUUUGGUUUGUUUUAUCGAUAAUUGGAUGUGUUUUCGUGCGUUAUGUUGAUCCGAGGGUAGUCAAUUUGUCCGUUUCGGGAAAUUUCGGGGGUGCUCUAGACUGGUCCGGGCUUGUUAUCUCGUGGUGCCGAUCUUGUUGCGCCGCCUUCGGACGGUUUCCAGUUCUAGGGUUUGGUUUUUCUUCAAUUUCCGAAAAUGGGCUUGAGUUUUUUGUCUGACGAGGGUGCUGUUUUCUGAUUGAAGAUUUUGAUGGGAUGAGGUGUUCUUAGUUUGUGCUAUCGCUGAAUAUGGAAGUCUGUAGAGGUCCUUGUUGACAUUGUUGUUGGGAACAGAAAGGCGGUACAAGUUUGUUCGGUGAUAUUGAUUAAGGUCACUUUGAUUUACCAUACAGUAUACAGUGCGCGGAGAGAAGAAAACCCUAGUUAAACAGAACAGGGUAGUUUCGGUUUUUGAAUUGCCAAUUGGGUUUUAAAGGGCUGUAAUCUAACAAUUUUCUCGGUAGCCACAAUGACUUAAUUGUUUCUGGUGACAAGAGAAAAGUCAAAUUAGCCAACAGUCAACUGAUACAGGGAAGAAAUAUAAAGGUUUGUGGAGGUACUUGCCUACUUGGUAGUCAUUGGGCAGAUCUGCUUGAAACACAACUUGGUGCAUACUGUUUCCCCCUUCACUUGAAUAUGUUCGGUGCUAAUUAUGGAAAGAAGUGAACCUACAUUAAUACCAGAAUGGUUGAAAGGCAGUGCAAGUGUAAGUGGUGGCACUUUGGCCCACCAAAUGGCUUCAUCUUCAUCAUACUCAGAUGAUCGCCUUGCGUCAAAGCCUUCAAGAAAUAAAUCAUCAGUGAUUGUAAAUGAUCAUGAUACAGGACGUUCAUUUUUCUCCGAUCGUGCUACUUCCUCAUACUUUCGUCAGGGUUCAAAUAGUAAUGGUUCUCACCAUAGGUCUCAUGGCAGUUUUGGUAGAAACAACCGUGGUAGGGAGUGGGACAAGGAAACGUAUGACUUCCCUGACAAGGAAAAGUCUGCUGACCGUAGACGCCUUGAGUAUUCUGAUACUUUAGAUAAUAUUCUACCGAGUAGAUUUGAGAAGGAUUUAAGACGCACACAAUCAAUGAUUACUGGGAAAAGAAAUGAUGCAUGGCCCAGAAAAACACUGUCGGAUGCAAGUGGUGAAGACAAUAAAAACAACCCUAACAAUAGCAAUGGUGUACUUGGUUGGGGCAAACCAGUUAGCAAUGUGCGCAAAUCUGCAUUUGAAAGGGAUUUCCCAUCUCUGGGGAAUGAAGAAAGCCCAACAGCUCCUGAAAUAGGAAGAGUCACUUCUCCUGUGUUAACUGCUGCCAUUCAGAAUCUGCCAACGGGUACUUCGGCUGUGAUUGGAGGUGAUGGGUGGACAUCAGCCCUGGCUGAGGUGCCUGUACUAGUUGGAAGUAAUUGCACUGCUGGGACUGUUCAAAAAGCUAUUCCUUUUACUGCAGCUUCUUCAGUUUCUAGUGUGAUGACUGGACUGAAUAUGGCUGAAGCUUUGGCCCAGGGCCCUUCUCGUGCUCAACCUCCUAUUCCUCAGUUAUCUGCUGGAAAUCAGAGACUAGAAGAAUUGGCUAUAAAACAAUCGAGGCAAUUAAUUCCUGUGACACCAUCUGCGCCUAAAGCAUCAGUAAUGCUGCCUCCUUUGUUGGUUCUCAGUACUUCUGAUAAACCUAAACUUAAAAUUGGGCAACAACUUCAUCAGACUUCAUCUUCUCCACUUGCUAACCACUCUCCGCGCGGUGGACUUGUCAAAUCAGAUAUUUCCAGGUCUUCUACUGUGGGAAAGCUUCACGUGCUUAAACCAGCACGAGAAAGGAAUGGUGCCUCUCCAACUGCAAAAGAUAGCUUGAGUCCUACAAGUGGUAGCAGAGUAGCAAGCAGCCCAGUUGCUUUUGUUCCUUCGGUGGCUGGAUCUACUCCCUCUAGGAGUCCAAGCCACAACCCUAAUGCUGCCCCUACUGAGCGCAAGACAGGCUUGGUAGUUCUGGAGAAGAGACCCAUAUCUCAGGGACAAAGCCGGAAUGAUUUCUUCAACCUCAUGAGACAAAAAUCUUUGACUAGCCCCUCUUCUGUUGGUCCUGGCCCUGACCCUGGCUCUGCUGCGUCAUCAUCUCCAUUGGACAAGUCCAAUCAAACAGAAACUUGUAGUGUUGGUAUGUCUCAGGGCGGAGAUUCCUCUUUGUUGGAGAGCCCUGUUAGGGUCCAGUCAGCAGAGAAGACAGCAAAUGACAUUAACAGCAAUGGAAAUGCCCUUGACAAGGCUGAGGAAUCUCUUACCUGCAGGUUUCAGGAAACUCUUAACAGUGGACAGGAUCAUUCAAGCUCCAAUGCCAUCCUUUAUUCCGAGGAGGAAGAGGCUGCUUUUCUACGUUCACUUGGGUGGGAGGAAAAUGCAGGAGAGGAUGAAGGUCUUACUGAGGAAGAGAUCACUUCUUUCUACAAGGAGUAUAGCAAAUUGAAGCCAUCGUCGAGAAUUGUGCAAGGAAUAGAGCCAAGGUUUUUGGUGCCUCUGAAUCUACGCUCGGGGAUUGUUGGUGCUGUUGCUUCAUCCGGAUCAAGCCCUUCUGACUCGAAGUUUGAAUCAUAAGUUACCAAAAAAUCCCACUGGCUUGAUAAGUCCUCAAGUUGAUGAUAGAGAGAGUUUUGUUUCUUCUUUCCCGAUAUAUAUCCUGUUUUUUUGUUUUUGGUUUCGUCAAUUGAGAUCGAGCUGGAAACCCGAGCGAGCCAGUGGACACUAAAAGAAGAGAAGAAGGGUGGGGAAUGCUUUCUCCUGGCGCUCUUUGAUUUAAUAAGUUACAGAUGGUCCCAUCCCCCCGGAGAAGUGUUAGUCUCUCUAAAUUUUGAGGUUUGAGGUCUGAUAGUGGAGAAAACAAAUAGGGUUUAUUCUGGUCUUUUAGCUGUUGAGGGAAAUUGCAUUGCCUAGUAUGGAAAGUCUUGGUGCUUGUCAGUUUUGGGAUUUUAGAGAGGGCCAGGAAUCAAAAUGCUGACAGUUAUGUGGUUAUUUCCAGAGAAAGAAAAUUAGAAAUUUUAUAUUCUCAUA